This is a messenger RNA of Olea europaea var. sylvestris, 4923 nucleotides long. RefSeq lists its product as uncharacterized. The coding region runs from base 1 to 4923 and encodes 1640 amino acids. The record is from RefSeq and is a predicted model, not a curated record. Gene Ontology annotation, biological process: DNA repair. Lineage: Eukaryota; Viridiplantae; Streptophyta; Magnoliopsida; Lamiales; Oleaceae. Gene Ontology annotation, molecular function: DNA binding; RNA-DNA hybrid ribonuclease activity. The transcript is spliced from 4 exons.
AUGGAGUCAACUAUUGCCAGUUUGUGUGCAAAACUUUCUCUCAUAGCACAAGAGGAAGACGUCUUACUGGUGGAGGAAGAUGAGGUGCUGAUUCCCCAUCGCAGUGACAAAUGCUUGCUUUUCAAACUGUUAUCCAGCAAGCACUUCAAUAAAGAAGCCUUCAAAGGAACUAUGAGGCGGUUAUGGCAUCCAAAUCGAACUUUAAGCAUUCAUGACCUUUUCCCUAAUUUACACAUUGCUGAGUUUGAUGACAACAGAGACAAAGACCGUGUUAAGUGUGAGGGCCCAUGGGUUUUUGGUAAGCAAUUGGUCCUCACCAAAGAUGUUGAUGGUCUUGAGCAAAUCCACCAAAUUUUGUUUUCUGAGGCGAACUUCUGGGUACGAAUUCAUGACCUCCAUGUCAUGGUUCGAAAUUGGAAAAUGGGAGAUUUUAUUGGGAGGCAACUUGGUAAGGUUAUUGAAGUUGAUAUCGAUAAAAUCGAGAUUGCAAGGGGCGAAUUCCUUCAUGUUCGGGUUUGUCUUGACAUUUCAAAGCCUCUCUUGCGUGGAAAGAAAAUAUACGUCGGCUCUUACAAACCUUUUUGGACUCGAUUUUCCUAUGAGCGACUACCAAAUUUUUGUUACCUGUGUGGUGUGCUGGGACAUGGUCACAAAGACUACAUUCUAUGGAAACCUGCUAUGGAGGCAUACACCACCUCUGAUUAUUCCUAUGGUCCUUGGUUACGUGCUGGUAAUUCUAGUGAUUAUAGCGGUCCUAUUGUCGAUCGUCAAAUAAAUUCCCGGACUCCUGACUCUCCGAAUAGCCUUGCAAACCCAAGUUCUGACCCGAGUUCCGCUAAUAUCACUCAUGUUAACCUGGUGAAUUUGACAAAUAAGGACCAAUUACUGGAACCCUAUGGCAAGGGAGAUCCUGCAAUGUUGCUGAAUUUGACAAAUUCCCAGGAGUUACAACAAACCAAUUUUGAAGGAAUUUCUACAGCGUCACGGACAGCAACCAAUCUGGAGCUAACACCUCUACAGACUGAUGCCAUUAUGGAUAAUCUAACGGCGGAGAAUACUCGUCACAGUGGUCUUGCUGAUACUCAGACUAAGGGUACUCAUGGCCUUUUACAAACAGAUCCUGUUUCAUCCAACUCUGCGGAGGUCUUAACUGGAGCAAAGGGAGCAAAUUUCACUCGAAGAUGGAAAAGACUAAAUACGAACCACGCAAUUCACUCUAUUGUUCCCCCUCCGCAAACAAGUCUCAAGCGAUCCCUGGAUUUCCCCUCUGAAAAUGCCCCACCGAUCCCCUUGAAACUACUUAGCUGGAAUGCACAAGGGCAUAGGAACCCUCGUGGCAUUCAUGCUCUUUCUAAUCUUAUCAGAAAAGAAGAUCCCGAUGUUUUGUUCUUGCAAGAAACAAAACUUAAUGCUGCAAACAUGGAACUCUGUCGGAUUAAAUUAAAGUUUUAUGGCUGCUUAAAUGUUCAGGCAGUGGGCCGUAGUGGUGGAAUUGCACUCCUUUGGAAAUCUAAUGUAAAUUUAUCAAUCCUGGGUUACUCUACAAAGCACAUUGACGCUAAAAUUGAGUCACCUCUACAUUGUUGGUUCUUAACUGGAAUCUAUGGCCAUCCCGAGACAACUAAACGCAUGGAAACUUGGAAUUUAUUGAAGAGGCUGAAAAGAAACUCUUCAGAGGCAUGGCUUGUCUUUGGUGAUUUCAAUGAAAUCCUAUCUAACGAAGAAAAAUGGGGAGGUCGUGAUCGACCUAGACAACAACUAGAAAAUUUUCAGCAUAUGUUUCUCGAAUGUGAGCUCAGAGAUCUUGGGUUUAAAGGCCCCUAUUACACGUGGUAUAAUGGAAGACAUGACACUAACCAAAUUUUUGAAAGGCUUGAUCGCUUCAUUGCUAAUGAUUCUUGGUGUCGGCUCUUUACACAAGCUAUGGUUACUCAUGGUUCAACUACAUACUCAGAUCAUCGUCCUCUUUGGAUCCAGCUUCAAGGUGCUUCUCAAACACUUAAAGGCCCUAAACCAUUUCGUUUUGAAUCAAUGUGGAUUGGUGAAAAAGCAUGUUCUGACAUUGUGUUAAAUCAGUGGUCUGAUACUAAGUCUCAAAAUCUAGAAAGCAUUAUGAGGAAUAUAAGCUGCUGUAGCAGUCAACUUCAACUUUGGAAUCGAUCUAAAUUCGGAAGAGUGCAAGCGGAGCUUAACAAAGCCAGAACGAAGUUGUCUCAAAUCCAGAAGAAAGAUCCUGCAACUAUAAAUACUGAGGCACUUCGAACAAGUGCUGAAAAGGUGCAAACCUGGAUGGAUAGAGAAGAACUUAUGUGGAAGCAGCAGCCUAGGGCUGCAUGGCUUGAACAGGGUGACCAAAAUACUCGUUAUUUCCAUGCUAAAGCUUCCCAAAGAAGAAAAACAAAUUCGAUUACUAAACUCUUAGAUGAUCAAGGCUGCUGGCAGGAUGGAGGGGCAUGUAACCGGCUAAUCACCAACUACUUUUCUGAUUUAUUCUCCUCUACCGGCUCACGAAAUCAUGCCGCUGUCCUCGAUAAUUUAGAAUGCAAGUUGACUUAUGAUAUGAACAUAGAUUUGAUUCAAACUUUUACAGAAAUCGAAGUCUCCCAGGCCUUGAAGGAGAUGCACCCUACUAAAGCUCCGGGUCCUGAUAGUAUGCCUCCUCUUUUUUUUCAACAAUUCUGGCCUCUUAUUGGUUCCUCUGUUACAAAUGCGUUGUGGCAAACAGGAAAAAAAACAGUGCUCCCUACGGUAAUCUUGGAAACAAAAUCAGCCUUUAUUAAAGGGAGACUUAUUACAGAUAAUGUGCUUGCGGCCUAUGAAGUACUCCAUUUCUUACGAAGGAAAAAGAAGGGCAGGAAAGGUUAUAUGUCCCUUAAGCUCGACAUGAGCAAAGCAUGUGAUAGAGUCGAGUGGUCAUUCCUUGAAGCAGUGAUGCAUAAAUUGGGCUUCCAUGACAAGAUUAUUCAACUGGUGAUGAAAUGUGUUACUACGACUUCUUUCUCGAUCCUCAUCAAUGGCUCUCCCACUGGUCACAUCACCCCCUCCAGGGGCUUAAGGCAAGGAGAUCCUAUCUCUCCUUACUUAUUUCUUAUAUGUACGGAAGGAUUGGUUAAUCUAUUGAAUAAGGCAGAAAGAAAUAAAAAUGUGACUGGUAUUCAAGUGUGCAGAGGAGCUCCAAGUUUAAAUCAUCUUCUCUUUGCGGAUGAUAGCUUGAUUUUUUGUGAAGCUAAUGAGAGCACUACGUCUCGGCUACAAGCUCUUCUAAGUAGUUAUGAGGAUGCCUCGGGUCAACAAUUGAACAGGGAUAAAACCUCAAUGGUUUUUAGUGCAAAUGUAAGUCAAGACAAGCAAGAAUCAAUUAUGGCCCUCUCGAAUGCCCCUCAGGUACAACAAUAUGACAAAUAUCUUGGAUUACCACCUAUGGUUGGUCGAUCAAAAACUCGAGCUUUCUCGGACAUAAAACAUAAAGUUUGGCUGAAGUUGCAAGGAUGGAAAAGUAGUAUGUUCUCCCAAGGUGGUAGAGAAAUUCUCCUCAAAUCAGUUGCUUUGGCAAUUCCCUCCUAUGCUAUGAGUUGCUUCAAACUCCCCUCUACAUUAUGCACUGAACUUGAGAAGACGAUGGCUAGAUUUUGGUGGGGCCAACGGAAAGAAGAGAGGAAAAUUCAUUGGCAAUCCUGGAAUGUUAUGUGUAAAUCGAAAUCCUUUGGGGGCAUGGGUUUUAAAGAGCUUCAAAUCUUUAAUAUGGCUAUGCUAGGUAAACAAGCUUGGAGGCUCUUGCACCACACCGAUAGAUUGGUUUAUAGAAUAUUCUCGGCUCGUUAUUUUCCUCAUGGGAACAUCUUGAAGGCAUCUAUUGGUUGUAACCCUUCUUAUGCUUGGCGUGGAAUCUGGGAGGCUAAAAAUCUAUUGGUCCUAGGGGGGAGAUGGGUUGUGGGAAAUGGCAACACUAUACAUAUUUUGAAUGAUAAAUGGAUCCCUGGCAUAGGUUAUCUAAGACGGGAGUUAGGGACUGUUUUACAGCAAAAUCAUAGUCAGCAACUUGAAGGUCCAGUCUCCUCUUUGAUUGAUCAUAACUUAAGUGCAUAUAGAUUUUUCAAAAACUGCCUCGCUCCUGAUCCUGGGACUUCAUCGCGUGCUGCUGAAAAUAAGAAAUUUUGGGAUACCAUGUGGCGGCUAAAAAUUCCUCAAAAAGUAAAGAUCUUUGCUUGGAGAGCUUGUCAAGACAGCUUGCCUUCUAAACAAAAUUUGGUCCGACGAAGAGUUUCUAUUGCUCCUCAUUGCUGUUUUUGCAAUUACCCAGUGGAAGAUCUAUGCCAUGUUCUACUCCAUUGUCCUUCUAUUUAUCAAUUACUUACCGAUCGGUUUCCAGUGUUAAAGACUAAGGCUUAUCUAGGAGGUUUUAUGCAAGCGGCUAUUGAUAUAUUAACAAAAGUUUCAAAGGAUGCUCUCUCGGAAUUUCUACUCAUUACUUGGGGUUUUUGGUUCCGUCGGAACAAGAUGGUUCAUGAUCAGCUUCACCUCUCACCACAACAAAUUAUUGCUACUGCACUAGCUAAAAAACCUCCUGCUGAAUCGGGCCUUACUAUCAACGUCACUCCCGGUGUGCCUCUCCAAAAAUAUAGGUGGUCUGCACCACCUACGAAUGCAUUAAAACUCAAUACUGAUGGCGCAUUGUUCUUUGAUUCAAAUAAAGCUGGACUCGGUAUUAUUCUACAUGAUCACGACGGAGAAAUAAUUUUGGCUGCAAGUCGGCCUGAAAACUCACUUCUCGAACCUGAACACAUUGAAGCUGCGGCACUUGUAAGAGGGCUACAACUUUGCCUCAAUCUCGGCAUAUCUCAUUUGUUGGUGGAGAGUGAUUGUUUAUUCCUCGUUAAUGAAGUCAAUAAAUCAGUUUUAACCUCUGCAUCAAUCCGAUCUUAG